This is a messenger RNA of Pestalotiopsis fici W106-1, 13980 nucleotides long. RefSeq lists its product as uncharacterized. Gene Ontology annotation, cellular component: cytoplasm. The coding region runs from base 1 to 13980 and encodes 4659 amino acids. NCBI's taxonomy places the organism in Eukaryota, Fungi, Ascomycota, Sordariomycetes, Amphisphaeriales, Sporocadaceae. Gene Ontology annotation, molecular function: phosphopantetheine binding; catalytic activity. The transcript has 4 exons. The record is from RefSeq and is a predicted model, not a curated record. Gene Ontology annotation, biological process: secondary metabolite biosynthetic process; amino acid activation for nonribosomal peptide biosynthetic process.
AUGUCUAGCACAAACUUCGACUCGAACCAGGCGGCUACUUGGAGCAAAUAUCUGGAAGAUGCACCGCCGCCUGUUUUCCCCCGUCGCCUCAACUUAUCUGUGGCACCAGCUCCCGACUCCCUGCUCCGACGUAAGAUUGCUCUUCCCAAGAAGCGCACUACAAAGGUCCCAGUCGAGACUCUGAUCCAGCUUGCCUGGUCUCUUGUCAACGUCUACUACUCCGACGCUGCGGAUGUUGUAUUUGGCUUGGCCGUCAUGAAUGAAAUCGAUGAAGCCGAAAUCGACGAUUCUGUGACAGCUAUCCCUUCUCGAUUCUGUAUGCAGCCAGAACAGACGCUUGCUGCCUGCCUCAAAGAUAUCGAGUCUCGCGAUAUUCCCCUCAUCUGCUCGGAAGGGAUUACUCUAGACAACAUCGCCAAUCUCGGCAUCGACAUGCUGAAUGCUACCAGGUUUGAUAAUCAACUCGUCAUCUGCGGCGAUUCCAUGAGUUCCGGAUCCGUUCAGCUGGAUCGCGCCCUCAAUGUCGAGUGUACCCUGACCCGUGCCGGCGUCAUGGCUCAAGCUUUCUACGACGAGACCAUCGUGGACCGCACCGAAAUGCAACGCAUCCUUGGGACUUUUGAAAAUGUCCUGCAGCAGCUCUGCGAACCCUCCAGCAUGAUCAAAUCCUUGGCUGAAAUCAACCCCAUCAGCGCUCAAGAUCUUGCUCAGGUUAGCGAAUGGAACAAGGCUAUCCCGCCAGCCGCUAAUGACUUGAUGCAAAACAUGGUGCAAACUCGCAUCGAGCAAAGCCCUGAUGCAGAAGCUAUCUGCGCUUUGGGCGUUUCCAUUUCCUACAAGGAGCUGGAUCAGAUGGCUGAUAAAUUCGCCCACCACUUGGCUGCCAAGGGCGUCAAGCCAGGAACCAUUGUGCCAUUUAUGAGCGAGAAGAACCCUCUGGUUAUUCCGAUCUUACUUGCCAUCAUCAGAAGCGGCGGUGCUUUCGUACCCUACGAUCCUGCACAUCAGUGGGAAGAUACGGCCGGCCUUCUCGAGGCAUGUGAAGCCAAAUUCGUGGUUUGCUCGCCUGACCAUAAGCAACGAUUUGACGACCAUGGCAUAGAUGCCAUCGUCUUUGACACGGCGUUCUUCGAUGGACUACCAGCCCUUGGACCCAUUGCAAGCACGGUCACCCCUCAAGAUCCUGGUUACGUGAUCUUCACCAGUGGCUCUACAGGCAAACCCAAAGGCAUUGUCUGCUCCCACAGCGCUUGGUGUACUAACACACUGGCCCAUGGGCCUCGAGAAUUCUGUGACGCAGAGACCCGACACUUGCAGUUCUCCGCAUACACUUUCGACAUCAGCAUCACCGAUAUUUUUACUACUCUUGCCUUUGGUGGCACAGUUUGUGUUCCUUCCGACCACGAGAAGAUGAACGACCUGCCCGCCGCGAUCAACCGCAUGUCCGUCAACCAUUGUACCAUGACGCCAACUGUGGCACAAUUCCUGUCUCCAGAUAAUGUGCCGACUCUCAAGACACUUAUUACUGGUGGCGAGGCCAUGCCAGCCGAUUUCAUCAGCAUGUGGAGCGAUAAGAUCCACUUGAUCAACUCAUAUGGCCCUGCAGAGACGACAUCUCGUGUGAGCAGCUCCCUCAAGAGUCUCGGAGACAAGGGGAGUGUUAUUGGCACAAACAUGGGCGCAGCCCUUUGGGUGACUCAAAGUAAUGAUCCAGAGAGACUUUUGCCCAUUGGUGCCAUAGGAGAGUUGAUCGCUGAAGGAAACGUCCUCGCAGAUGGAUAUCUCAAGAACGAGGAGAAGACUCGUGAGGCAUUCAUCGACGCUCCGAAGUGGCUCAAGGAGGCAUAUCCCGAGCGUGCGCAUCAAAAAGUAUACAGAACAGGCGAUCUUGUUCAGCAGCAGUCUGAUGGCGCAUAUGCUUUUAUUGGAAGACGCGACACACAAAUUAAAAUUCAUGGCGUUCGCUUGGAAGCUGGUCACAUUGAAGCCAAGAUCAAGCAAGAGCUGCCCGAUAAUGCGGAAUUGGUGGUCGACAAGAUUCUGGUUGGCGAGGAUCGCCCGAAGCAGAUGCUUGCGGCUUUCAUCACACUACCUGAUCUUACCGCUCCAGGUGAAGCCAAGGGGACUGAGCUGUUGCCGCCAGAUGCUGCAGUCCGUGAUGUUGUUUCUAGACUCCACCAAACUCUAUUGGCCCAGUUGCCUUCUUACAUGGUCCCCAACUUUAUCCUACCCUUGCGUGCUAUUCCUUUGGGAACUACGGGCAAGGUGAACCGAAGAGGAUUGCAAUCGUUCGCUCGCGGCCUGCCUAUCGACGUACUGAAUCAGUACAAUGGCGCAUCUGCAACUGGUACCGGAGAGCGACCCCGCGGCGAGAUCGAGAUCACUUUGGCAAACCUUUGGGCGGAUAUCCUUCAGGUUUCCGCAGAUUCCGUCAGCCGCGAAGACAGCUUUUUCGCUCUUGGUGGAGAUUCUGUGCAAGCUAUGAAGCUGGUUUCCGAAGCUGCGACCAUGGACUUGCACUUUUCCGUCGCUGAUGUCUUUCAAUUCUCAAUUCUUUCCGACUUGGCCCAAUUCCUUGAGGGGCCCUCAGCUAAUCACGAGCCUAUCACGAUCGAAGAUAUCGAAGAGUUCGAGCUAAUUGGUGGCCCCAACAAGUUCAGAACACUCCGUGAGCAACUCUCCAAGGUUCACAAGAUCCCCGUGAACCGUGUCGAAGACAUAUAUCCCUGUCUUCCAAUGCAGGAGGGCAUGAUGGCAGAAAACAUCGGAUCACCCGAAGCUUACAUUCUGCAAGAAGUGCUCAAGCUCUCCAGUAAAGUUGAUCUUGCCAAGCUCGAGGAAUCUCUUGAAGCCCUUGUCGAGGCAUAUCCGAUCAUGAGAACUCGAAUUAUUACCUUGAAGCAGCUCGGCGCGUGCCAAGUUGUGAUGACAGAUGACGAACCAGUCGAUAUCGAGUAUGAUGAUGAUUUGGCCUCGUUUCUCGUCAGGGACAAGAAAAACCACAUGGAUUACGGUGAUACAAUGAGUCGAUUCGCCAUCAUUCAAGAGCCAUCUGGCGAUCGAUACCUAGUCUGGACCGUGCACCAUGCUGUCACCGACGGGCAUAUGCACCAAGACAUUUUGGGGCGUCUGGAACGAGCUUACCGCGAUGAACCUCUUCCAGAAACGCUGCCGUUCAACCAAGUCGUCAAACUUCACUCUGAGAGACAGACUGCGAGUGCGAAUGCUUUUUGGGGCAACCAAUUCUCUAAGUGGGAUGGGAUACACUACCCUGAAUGCGAAGAAACGUAUGAGCCUGUGAUCACCGACUAUGUCAGCCGUCAAGUCAAGUUGCCUAAGGAAGCAUCUGGAUUCACACCAUCUAUCCUGUUUCGCGCAGCGUGGGCACUUGUACUUGCGCAGCUGAGCAACCAAACCGAUUUAAUCAUGGGAAUUACUCAAUCCGGUCGAGACAUCCCUCUGCCUGGCGUUCAUGAGUCUUUGGGGCCAUGUCUAGCAACUGUUCCGUUGCGUGUCCUGAUAGACAUGGAGCAGUCCGUUGCAAAGUUCCUGAACCAACUGCAAUCGCAAUACAUCGAUAUCAUCGAAUAUCAACACACAGGUCUGCAGCAUAUCCGCAAGGCUAGCAACGAGAGUGCCGCGGCCAUUGGAUUCCACAAUCUGCUUGUGGUACAGCCCGUGACACGGAACAGCUCGAAACUAUUUGUUCCCGAUGAGUCUCGAAAUGCUGGAGAUGAACUCAACUUCGGACUACUUGUUGAAUGUAAUCUGUCCUUCGGCGAGGUCAAUGUCCGUGUAGGAUUUGACAAGACUCUGGUUUCUGCAAUCAGUGCAGACUUGAUCGCGCAACGAUUGGAACAUGUCUUCCACCAACUGAGCAGCAAAUCCAGCAGGGAAACACCUCUCAAGGGUCUUUCCAUUGUCAGUCCUGCCGAUAUGAAACUUCUUGAGAAGUUCAACCCCGAGGUCGAGCCCAUGGAGCAGUGCAUGCAUUGGCUGAUCGAAGAGCAAGCCCGACUCCAGCCCAAUGCCCUCAUGAUUGACUCAUGGGAUGGGCAACUUACGUAUCGUGAGGCAAACGAAUACUCAGAUAGGCUGGCCGGGGUGCUCAUUGGUCUCGGUGUCGGGCCAGAAGUUCUCGUGCCGUUUGCGUUCGAGAAGUCAGCCUGGGGUGUCAUAGCCAUCCACGCGAUCAUGAAAGCCGGCGGUGCUUGCGUCGCCAUGGAUAUGUCUCAUCCUCGAGCAAGACACGAAAAGAUUAUCAGCGACACAGAAGCAAAAGUCAUCGUGGCCUCUCGAUUCUACGCCGAAAAGAUUGACCUAGUCCCGCAUGUUAUUGCUGUAGAUCAGCAAGCACUGGACCAAAUGCCCCGUCGCCCCGCCUCUGCGCGCACAAACGUCGCACCAAACAACACUGCUUGGGUUGUGUACUCUUCCGGCUCGACUGGAACCCCGAAGGGAUCAAUCCUCGAGCAUCGAUCCCUCUGCACUACCUCCCGCAUCAACUCUGGACUCUUGACGUGCAAUUCAUCCACUCGUGCCAUUCACUUUUCAUCAUAUUCCUUCGAUGUUUGUAUCGAGGAGACAAGCAUCAUACCCAUGUAUGGUGGCUGUAUCGUCAUUCCCAGUGAGGAGGAUCGUCUCAAUGACCUACCUGGAGUCAUGGAACGCAUGAGAGUCAACUGGGCUGAUUUGACACCAACCGUUGUCCGCAUGUUGAACCCUGAGAACUGUCCUUACCUCGAUGUCAUGGCACUGGGAGGUGAAGCACUCACCCAAGACAUUAUCAACACUUGGGACAGGAAGCCUGGUUUCCGCCUGUUCAACACCUAUGGCCCUUCCGAGUGCAGUAUUCAAUGCACAUCUAGUGAGCCUAUGCAGACUCUGAAGACGGGUGCCGUUGGCGGAAAUGUUGGAAUUCCCAGAAACUGUAAGGUCUGGAUUGUCGAUCCUGAUUCCUUAAGACCGCUACCAGCCGGUAGUGUAGGAGAGCUUCUUAUCGAGGGUCCUCUAGUCGCAAGAGGCUACUUGAAAGAGGAAGCAAAGACCAAGGCUGCAUUCCUCGACAACCUGUCCUGGGCUCCUGGUAGACGCUUCUACAAGACCGGUGACCUGUUCUCCUUCAAUAUGGAUGGUACUCUUAACUGCCUUGGACGAAGUGACAGUCAAGUCAAACUCUACGGCCAACGAAUCGAGCUCGGCGAAAUCGAAUUCAAUGUGAAGAAGCACCUGAGCGACCCAGACUCUUCUCAGGUCAUUGUUGAAUGUUUUGCGCCAAACGGAGAGCCGGGUCGCAAGCUUUUGGCGGCCUUUGUCCAACUAGUCCCAAACAAUGCGACUGAUAUGGAGAUUAUGGACAUGUCAGAGUUCCUGCGAAACCAGCUGGCAGAAGUCAAGAAAAAGGUCGCCAAUGAUAUUCCCAAGUACAUGGUCCCUUCGCUCUUCAUUCCCGUCAUUAGUCUUCCAUCAAACGCCUCUGGCAAGACUGACCGCAAAAAGCUCCGUGGAGAGGCUGCGGCCUUCAACCAGCAGCAACUUGCUACAUAUUCGCUGUCGCAGGCUGCCGAGCCAUCUGCCAAGGUCGCCCUGUCCUCUGUUGUGGAACAGGCGCUCGCUGGUUUGUGGGCUGAUGUCCUACACAUUGAUCUUGCCCAAGACCCCAUUGGCGCCAAUGACAGCUUCCUGGAACGGUCUGGAGACUCUAUCACUGCAAUGCAACUGGUCGGUAAAGCCCGUGCUGCUGGCCUCGCCUUAUCGGUUCCGGUCAUUAUGAAGGCUCCUCGCCUGGCAGAUAUGGCGCUCGCAGCCAAGCGCAUUGACGGCGUUGAGCUCAAAGUUCCAAAUAUUCCUACUGCCAAAGUCACGAAAUCUGAAGCGACUACAUCUGUCGCCAAGCCAAGUGCUUCUGUCCCAGUAGCGAAGCAAGUACCUUCAGCGUCCACGUCACCCACGCAAGUUACAAAGACCACCGAAACGACAGUUGCGUCAACCAAGAUCCCUUCCGCCCCCUCCCGCCCCCGAAUGAUCUCCAAGGCUGCUCUUUCUUCGCAGCAUUGGGACAUGCUUCUCGAGAACCAUAAUAUCCACCAGGAUGCAAUUGAAGACAUCUAUCCAACAACGCCUCUCCAGGAAGGUUUGGUUGCCUUGACGGCCACUGACGGAUCCAGCUAUGUCCUGCGCGAUAUAUAUGAACUCCCUCACAACGUCGAUACCGCCAAGUUCCAGCGGGCCUGGAAUGCUGUGGCUCGCAAAGAUAGCAUCCUGCGAACAAGGGUAGUCUUCCUCGAAGGACUUGGCUCUUGCCAGAUUGUCAUGAACGAGGACCUCCAAUGGCAAUCGGCCAGAAAUAUGGCGACCUACCUGGAGCAGGAUAGAUCCGAGUCAAUGGGCUAUGGCACUCCUCUAUCACGAUAUGCUAUUGUCGACAAUGGAAAGAACAGAAAGUUUGUUUGGACGGUGCAUCACGCUCUCUACGAUGGCUUCUCUAUGGGCCUAACCUUUGCCGGCGUUGACGCGGCAUACAACAACCACGCUGCUCCUCACUCGAGGCCAUUCCGGGACUUCAUCGAGUAUUUGCAGAAUAUCGAAAGCGAUACUUCUGACGCAUUUUGGGAGAAUCAGCUCAAGGAGCUAGAGACAGCCCCAUUCCCACAACCGCCCACCGGCCAUCACUGCCAGGCAGACAACACGGUGUCAUACGCCAUCCCCUUCACCGUUGAACGCAAAGCCGGUGUCACUAUUGCGACAAUUCUCAAGGCCGCUUGGUCCAUUGCAAUCUCUAGACUGUCGGACUCACCCGAUGUUGUGUUUGGGGUUACGCAAUUCGGUCGUGAUCUCGAUCUAGACGACAUUGACACCAUGAAUGGCCCCACAAUCACAACUGUGCCGGUACGCAUCAGGGUUGACCCGCAGGCUACUGUCAAGGAAUUCCUCGCCGGUGUGCAGAACCAGGGAAUUGACAUGAUUCCUUUCUCUCACGCUGGUUUGCAGAACAUCAAGAAGAUCAGCGAUGCAACCCGCGCCAGCUGUGACUUUCAAAAUUUGCUGGUCAUCCAGCCCGCCGAGGAAGAAGAAGAGUCAGCUCUGUUCAAGAAGCAUGAAAAUGCUACAACUUCCAAUUAUCUCAGUGGUUUCGGUCUCGUCGUCGAGUGUGCUCUUGGUGCUGGCGAGGUCACUUUCUCUGCACACCACGACUCUACGGUGAUCACAGCGCCACAAGUCGAACGAUUGCUGCACCAGUUCGAGCACUUGCUUAACCAACUACAAGUUCAGACUGGAAAAAUCAACAACGUCGACAUGUUUUCUGCUGCAGAUCGGGCAGAUAUCUCUGCUUGGAAUAGCAACUACCCCAAAGUGAUCCAGAAGACGAUGUCCGAUAUCAUCAUGCAGCAAGCAGCAAAUACGCCAUCAGCUCCUGCAAUUGCCUCUAGGGCAGUGAAUCUGACCUACAAGGAGAUGGGUGAGCUGACGAAUCAUCUUGCUCAUCAACUCCAGUCUCUUGGCGUAGGCCCUGAGAAGAUUGUGCCAAUUUGUCUUGAGAGAAGCCCCGAGGCAAUCUUGUCAAUGAUUGCAAUUCAGAAGGCUGGAGGAGCUUUUGUUCCCCUCAACCCGACUGAUCCAACUGACCGAUUGCUUGACUUGAUUGAUCAGGUCGAGGCCAACGUUGUCAUAUUUUCUGAGCAAACCAGACACCUUACAUCUAGCCUGGCUGUCAGCGGAGUCUCGCCGGUUGUUCUCCCCGAGAACAUUACUGGAUGGGGUCCUCUGAGGUCCAGUCCUGUCCUAUCGGGCGCAAACUCUUCGAACCUUGCAUAUGCACUAUUCACGUCUGGCUCGACUGGUCGACCUAAAGCUGUCAUGAUCCACCAUCAAUCUGUGACCUCGAGUACAUAUGGCCACGGUGUUGAGAUGGGCUUUGCCGACUACCCACGACGCACGCUACAGUUUGCAACUUACACAUUUGAUGCCUGCAUCGCCGAGAUCUUUACUGCGCUUCAUUUCGGCGGUUGCAUCUGCAUUCCCACGGAGCAUGAACGCAUGAACAACCUUGCCAAGUUUAUCCGCGACUUCAAGUGCGAUUGGGCUUUCUUCACACCCUCGUUUGUCAGACUCCUGAAGCCCGACGAAAUUCCCUGCUUGAAGACUAUCGUCCUUGGAGGAGAAGCCCUAAACCAGGAAUGUGUCGAUAUCUGGGGUGACAAGGCUCACCUGAUGAAUGGCUACGGCCCCACAGAGACGUGUGUAUUCACUGUGACGCGAACAGUCCCCGGUCCAAAGAGCUCGAAGAAAGCUCACCCAGCAGCGACGAUUGGUCAUCCAGUCAGUUCAAUUGGUUGGGUCGUUGACCCCAACAAUUACAAUACGCUCACCCCGGUCGGCUGUCCCGGCGAGCUACUGAUCCAAGGCCCAAACGUUGCCAGAGGCUAUCUCAAGAACCCAGAAAAAACCGCCGAGUCAUUUAUCUCGAACCCCAAGUGGCUGCGGGCCUUUGGUCAUACCAAGUCUGAGCUCUUGUACCGAACUGGUGAUCUCGUUCGACAAGACGUGGAGACUGGAAUGUUGACAUACCUUGGAAGAAUCGAUGGCCAAGUAAAGAUCAAUGGCCAGCGAUUGGAGCUUGGUGAGAUUGAGACUCGACUUAAGGCGCAGGGAGCCAACGUCGAGUCGUCUGUCGUGCUUGCUGGCAAGACCAAGGCGGACAAGAAGCAAACACUAGCCGCAUUCGUCGAGUUCAUCGAUGCCCCCGGCAAGAAUCACAGUGUCAUGAUGGAAAUGAAUGAGUCCAUGCGAUCAAGAAUGAAGGAACUAGAGAGCUCCAUGCGUGCCUCUAUGCCCAAGUAUAUGGUUCCAUCGCUAUGGAUCCCGGUCAACCACAUGCCGAUUAUGGCCGCUAGUGGCAAGACCGACCGCAAGACGCUCAUUUCCCUCUUCAAGAACAUGGAUUAUGACCAAGUUGCCAUGUAUACUCUCGAGGCUGGCGAGGGGGUUACCGAGGUUCGCGAAGCCGAGACCGAUAUGGAAAAGACCAUCCUGGAGCUUGUUGCCCGUACCCUUGGUCGCGAUCCGUCAACAAUCCAUGUCAACGACAGUUUUCUUCGAGUCGGCGGUGACAGUAUCUCUGCUAUUUCGUUGGUGUCCAAUGCUCGUGCACUAGGCAUUACACUCUCGACCGAACAGAUCUUCCGUCAGCCUCGUCUCUACGAUAUGGCGGCUAAUGCCGCGAAGGAAGGACAAGUUGCUGCUGAAAGCGUGAAAGUCAUUGAACCCUACUCCCUUCUACCUGAGGGAAAGAAGUCAGAGCUCUUGGCCCUGAUCAAGCAGGAAUACGGCAUCAAAGAACAUACCAUUGCCGAUAUCCUACCUCCAACGCCGCUGCAGGAGGGUCUCAUUACUCUUACUCUCAAGGACAAAGAAGCGUACGUUCUUCGGGAGAUCUACCGUUUGCCAUCGAAAUUGGACAUUCCCCGUUUCAAAGCUGCUUGGGAGGCGGUAGUCAGGGACGCUGCGGCCCUGCGCACGAGACUCGUCAACCUUGCCGAUCAUGGAUGUUAUCAGGUCGUUAUGGAGCAGUCUAUCGAGUGGCAUACGCCUCAACGGGUGCAAGAGUACAUCAACUCUGAUAAGGAGGAGCCUUUUGGCUACGGCGUACCACUCGCUCGCUUUGCUCUGAUCGAGACUGACUACACUGGAUGCUACUUUGUGUGGUCCAUCCACCACGCUCUCUACGAUGGCUGGAGUAAAGGACUCAUCAUGCGACAGGUCGAGGAGGCAUAUCAUAGCUCCUCUCCUCAACCUACAGCGACCAAGACACCCCCUUUCAACCGCUUCAUUGACUUCCUCCAAAAGACCGACCCUUCCGAAACCAAGGACUUCUGGAAAGCCCAGUUUGCUGGUAUGGAGGCUCAGUCUUAUCCGCGACUACCAUCCGCCGCCUUUGCUCCAGUUCUUGACAGCACUUUGACCAUCAACCUUCCACUUGUGCGAAAGACUGGAUCCUCUUUCACCACCGGAACGAUUCUCAAGGCUGCUUGGGGAUUGGUAUUGGGUCGGUACACUGGAUCAGCCGAUGCUUUGUUUGGCUGCAUCCAAGCUGGUCGAAAUGUACCAAUCGACGGCAUCUCUGAUAUGAUUGGACCGACUAUCACGACAGUACCACUCCGUAUCAAACUUGAGGGCGAGCUCACUAUUGCCAAGUUCCUGCAAGCUGUUCAAGAUCAGUCAACGGAUAUGAUCAAGUACGAACACAGUGGUCUGCAGAAUAUUGCCAAGAUGAGCAACGAGUGCCGGGAAGCCUGCGCUUUCACAAACAUCAUGGUCAUUCAGCCGGGUAACCAACAUGAAGCGGACUUCGUUGGUGCCCAGAGGAUCGAAGAUCAGGACAAGGGCUUCCUCCGUUUCGGCAUGGGCUUGGAGUGUACUUUGAGGUCGAACCUCAUUGAGAUUACUGGAGGUUAUGACCAGCGACUCAUGUCAGAGGCUCAGAUGCGCCGUCUCCUCAAUCAAUUCAAGGCUGCAAUCUGCCAUCUCAACGACGAGCCUCAGAAUAUUGUCAGCGAACUCAGCUUGGUCAGUUCCGAAGACAUGGCUGAAAUGGCUGGUAUGAACGAAAACAUACCGGAUGAUAUCCAUGAAUGUACCCAUGAUGUGAUUCAUCAAACAGCGCAAGAGCGCUCGGAUGCCAUGGCUGUGAACGCAUGGGACGUUGACUUCAAGUACUUUGAACUGGACCAAUUGUCGACCAAGCUCGCAAACCACCUCCGAUCCUACGGUGUUGGUCCCGAGACUAUCGUGCCGCUCUGCUUUGAGAAGAGCGGUUGGGCUAUCGUUGCCAUGCUGGGUGUCAUGAAAGCUGGUGCUGCUUUCGUCUUCCUGGAUCCCGCUUACCCAAUGGCUCGUUUGGAUGAGAUUGUGUCCCAAGUUGAAGCCAAGAUUGUCCUUACUUCGCUGGAUCAGGCGCCCAUCUGGAAGACAUCCAAGAUCCCCGUCGAUGUCGUUGACAAUGUCUCCAUUGAGUCACUCCCCUCUGUUCCGUACCGCGCCGAUACCGGCGUCACGCCUUCGAACGCGUUGUACCUCAUCUUCACCUCUGGUAGCACAGGCAAACCCAAGGGAUGUGUCAUUGAGCACCACUCAUUCCUUACAUGUGCCAGAGCCCAAGCAGCCCGCUCAAAGAUGACUCCAUCGAGCAGAAUUCUUCAAGGCGCUUCUUACAGUUUCGAUGUCUCCAUUAUGGAAAUUCUAACUGCCUUGACGGUUGGUGCUUGUGUCUGCGUGCCAAACGAACGGAUCAAGAAGCGAAGCGUUGUCGAUGUCAUCAAUGACUUCCGUAUCACUUGGGCAUUCCUGACACCCUCUGUGGUCAAGUUCAUCAAACCUUCCGACAUCCCUCACCUCAAGACUCUCAUUUUGGGUGGUGAGGCGCUCACCACGCAGAACAUUCAAACCUGGGCAGGACAUGUCAACCUAAACAAUGGUUAUGGACCCACGGAAUGCACCAUUGCGGCUACUGCCAACACAAUCACGGAUCCUAAUGAAGACCCCGCCAACAUUGGCAAAGCUCUGGGCGGAAUUUGCUGGAUUACGGAAGCGGAUGAUCACAACAAGCUUGCCCCCUUGGGCACGAUCGGAGAACUUCUCAUCGAAGGCAACAUCGUUGCUCGUGGAUACCUGAACAACCCUGAGAAGACGAACGAAGUCUUUAUCGAAAACCCCACGUGGGCUCGCUCCUCUAGUGGCAAGGCCAGAAGAUUCUACAAGACUGGUGACCUUGCCUACUUCAACACGGACGGGUCAAUCAUGUUCAUGGGUCGCAAGGAUACGCAGGUCAAGGUCCGUGGUCAAAGAAUGGAACUGGGCGAGAUUGAGACGCAUCUCACGCUCAACAAGAACAUUCAGCACGCCAUGGUCAUGUAUCCCAAGACUGGUCCUUGCAAGCGGCAGCUAGUAGGACUUGUCUCUAUUGCAAAGCUUGGCGCUACGACCAACUCCAACGCGGCUGUGGAACUUAUUAGCUCUGAUGACACCGCCACUGCAUCAGCAGAGCUGGGAGACAUAAGCAGGAAGCUAUCGGCUCUAGUCCCGUCGUACAUGGUUCCAUCUGUGUGGAUCAUUGUACAGAGCUUCCCUCUGUUGGUUUCGGGCAAGCUGAACCGCAAGAGGGUUGAACAAUGGUUGACGUCAAUGGAUCAAGCCACUCACCAAAAGAUCUGCGGUAUUGGUGAGACUAUCCGUGUUCAGGCACCCUCAAACGAGGUCGAGGAGCAGAUCCACCAAGUUUGGGUUGCGGUUCUUAAGCUCCCUGCCGAAGAAAUUGGUGUCAUGCAAGACUUUGCAACCCUCGGUGGUGACAGUAUUCUUGGAAUGCAGGUUGUCUCCAAGCUUCGUGCCUUGGGAUACCAGAUCACAAUGACAGAUGUGGCCAAUGGUCGUACCAUCACUCAGCUGGCUUCACGCAUUGCCCGAGGAGGAAGGGUUGCCGUCGCCCCAGCCGCGCCAGUGGUUGACGUCGAGAAUGAGCUCUUUGACUUGACGCCAAUCCAGCAGUACUACGCAAACUUUACGCUCAAGGACGACUACCUCUCGAAGCAAACCAACAAGAGAUUCAACCACACUUUCCGCAUGGGAAUCAAGACGCCGAUCAAGGGCGCCUCGGUCAAGAAGUCCAUGGAAGCGCUUAUCAAGCGACACGCUAUGCUUCGUGCUCGCUUCCAAAAGGACGAUUCGGCUGCCUGUGGCUGGAAACAGUACAUCUCCUCUGAGGUUGAGACUUCCUAUCAAUUUACUGCCUGGGAGAAUGUCGACCUUGAGGAGGUCUUGCCCAUCAUUGAGCAGAACCGCACCAGCCUCGAUAUUGAGAAUGGUCCUCUUGUGGCUGUUGACUUUGUGACCAACGGUGACGAGCAGCUAUUCUACAUUGUGGCUCACCAUCUGGUUGUGGACCUUGUGUCUUGGAACAACAUUCUCCGGGAUCUCGAGGACCACAUGAGCACUGGUCAUUUCGUGGCCGAGAAGCCUUACCCGUUCAUGGCCUGGGCAAAGCAGGAGAAGGACUAUGCACUCAAAAACUUCUCUCCCGAGAAGGCACUCCCAUUGCGGAUUCCCAAAGCUGACUUUAGCUACUGGGGAAUGGAGGAUCGCGUCAACAUUAUUCGCGACGUUGCCCGCCAUGAGAUUGUCCUGACGGAGCGAGACACUGCAUCGCUCUUGACAAACUGUCCCAAAGCUUAUGGUGCUGAGCCAAUGGAUUUCCUGUGCUCGGCCCUCUCACAUUCAUUCAACUAUGUCUUCCGUGACCGCGCGGCGCCAGCCAUCUUCCGGUAUAGCCACGGUCGCGAGCAGAUUGGCAAUGCUGACCCGAGCGGUACUGUCGGAUGGUUCACCACUCUUUCGCCCAUCCACGUCCCAAUCAACAAUAAGGAUGACAGUAUCUCGGUUCUGCGACGAACUGUAGAUGCCCGCAAGAAGAUUCCUAUGAAUGGUCUCGGGUAUUUCGCAUCGCGCUACUUCCACCCAGCUGGUGCGAAGGCAUUUGCCGGACAGCUCGAAGACAUGGAAGUAUCUGUCAACUACCUCGGUGUGUCGGACAACCAACAGCGCAGCAAUUCCACGUCCAUUUUCGACAUGGAGGGCUCGAUCGAGAAUGGCUUGGGUGCCGAUGGACAGGAGGUCAAGGGUUUCAGCUUGUUCGCGCUCAAUGCCGAGGUCAAGGGUGGGAAGCUGCACAUCUACAGCGCCUGGAACAAGAACAUGCGGGGACAGGAUGCUAUCUUGCAAUGGUUCAAGACAUACGAGAGGGCGCUGAAGGAUGUGGCGUAUAGGGCCAAGAAGAGUACCCAGUCGACAAGGAGGCACAGCAAGCAGGGCAACUCGAGCAGUACUCACCUGCGUCCUGUUGCGCCGAACCGGACUCCCAGCCGCCGCCCGCGUUCGAGGAGGUUCAAUUCGCUCGAGCGCAGGCUCUCGAUUCCCAGGCUGGUCUAA